UGGUGGGAUGAAGACUGCGAAAUGGAGCUAAAUUUUGUUUGUUAUACAGAGACAAAAAAACAUCAGAAAACCUACAAGUACAUUAACAUUUUGAAGACAUGGUUUGAUGCUACAUCAUACUGUAGAAAAUACUACACGAGCCUGGCUAUGAUUGAGAGCGCCACCGAAAACUCUGAGGCUUCCUCUUUGUAUUCAAAGUCUGCAUGGAUCGGCCUGUACCGUAGGCCAUGGACCUGGACUGACCAGACACGAGUGUUGUUUAAAAACUGGAUGAAUGGAAAUCCUGACAACAGCGGUGGGAACUACCGCUGUGUCGCAGAGACUGAUGAACAUCUGUGGGACGAUCUCGCAUGUGACAAUAAGCUCCCAUUUCUCUGCCGUGGAGUUUCCAAACUGAAGACCACAGUGAGGAUGAUGAUCCAGACUGACGCUGACAUAAGUGAUUCAUCUACUAACGACCAGAUCCUCCAACAGUUUGACUCAGCACUGAAAAGUCAUGGAUUCUCUGCCUUCACUCUGAAGUGGACGAUUCAACCCAGGAAACAACCAGCUGGUCAUUUUUCAAGUUAGUCAAAGGUCAUGUUAAACUGCGUUAUUUUUUGUCAUGUUUUAAGCCUGUAAAUAACAAUCAAUGGUUAAAAAAAGUUAGU
This is a messenger RNA of Sphaeramia orbicularis (orbiculate cardinalfish), 650 nucleotides long. RefSeq names its product C-type Lectin CRL-like. The transcript has 4 exons. The record is from RefSeq and is a predicted model, not a curated record. Lineage: Eukaryota; Metazoa; Chordata; Actinopteri; Kurtiformes; Apogonidae. The coding region runs from base 22 to 570 and encodes 182 amino acids.